Messenger RNA from Cetraspora pellucida, 330 nucleotides. The record is from the annotation of a GenBank genome assembly. Lineage: Eukaryota; Fungi; Glomeromycota; Glomeromycetes; Diversisporales; Gigasporaceae.
AUGAAAUCUGGUUAUGAAGACCAUCAAAGGACCAAAGAAAAACCCACAAGAAAAUUCUUCAAAAAAAACACUAAAAUAUCAGAAGAAAAUCUACAAGAAAUUUACCAGAAGAGCACUAAAGGACUAGAGAAAAAUCCACAAAAUGCCAAAAUAAAAGAAAUAUUUACAAGAAAUUUACCAGAAAAUCACCAAGGGAUUAGAGGAAAAUCUAUAAAAGAAUUCUUCAAAAAAAAUACUGAAAUACCAAAAGAAAAUUUACAAGAAGUUCACCAAAAGACUACUAAAAGGCCAAAGAAAAAUCCACAAGAGAAUUCUACAAAAAAACACUGA